Daldinia caldariorum is the source of this 1508-nucleotide messenger RNA. RefSeq names its product GAF domain-like protein. Bases 533 to 1090 code for a protein of 185 amino acids. Lineage: Eukaryota; Fungi; Ascomycota; Sordariomycetes; Xylariales; Hypoxylaceae. Gene Ontology annotation, molecular function: L-methionine (R)-S-oxide reductase activity; protein binding. Gene Ontology annotation, cellular component: cytosol. The record is from RefSeq and is a predicted model, not a curated record. The transcript has 4 exons.
AGUAUGAGUUAAGGACAUGAAUUGCUGUAAAUAUUGUAUAUACAUAAAAUACCUAAAAUAUGCUGAAGAAAAAAAGAAAGGAAAAGAGAACAAAAGGAAAAGAGAAAUAUGUUCUACUCUUCAAAUUAUAUACGUCUUAUAUAAGAACCCCUUCACCGAUAUAACCCGGGGAAGGUACGUUGGUAUCACCUCCGAGUUGCAGUUACACCGAAGCGCUUAGGUUAGCGGUAAUUUCGGAUACCGAUAGGGCUAAUUCCGGUAGUAGUAACGGGCUUGAAGUGGGUCCUUCCCGCUAACGAUCGCGUGCUCGCCUGACAUCGUGAAAAAACACCCUUUUUUUUCUUAUUUCCCUCACGAGUCAUCGUCUCUAUUGUUGCGCGUUGGGUUGGCUAUAAAGCGACUACGGGUAUUAGCAUGAGGAAUCAUCUGCAUUAGUUGAACUAUACUUUCGGGAACAGGGAUAUACUUUGAGAGAUACCCAAGACUUUGCGACUUAUCAGAAUUCGUCACAGGUAGCUACCUAACAAACAAAAUGGUCCAUGCCGAUGCCUCGAAUUUUGCCGAGGGCGUAACCAAGGACGAGGCUUAUACGCAAGUCCUCUUGCAGGCGGAAGGUCUCUUCGACGGCCAAAGAAACUGGGUGCGUCUAUGCAACCUUGCCAACACGGCGUCUCUCUUAUGGCACGCCUAUAAGUCGUUGCCUCAUCCAAGCAACCAGGUGAACUGGGCAGGUUUCUACACCCUUGACCGUCAGUCCACAUCGUCGAAGAGGCAGCUCGUUCUGGGGCCGUUCCAGGGCAAAGUCGCAUGCCAAACCAUCGCCUUCGGAAAAGGGGUAUGUGGCGCGGCAGCAGAGACCCAGACGACGCAGUUGGUUCCCGACGUGGAGAAAUUCCCGGGACACAUCGCCUGCGACGGAGAUAGCAAGAGCGAGAUCGUGGUCCCCAUCGUCGUCGAGGGCGAAGGGGGAGAGAAGAAGCUGGUGGCUAUUAUAGACAUCGACUGCGCGGAUCUCAACGGGUUCGACGACGUGGAUAAGAAGUACUUGGAGCAGUUGGCAGAACUAUUGGGAAAAAGUUCGGAUUGGUAAAGUGUAAGAUGUGAAAGUAGCUUGUAGAAGAGCUAUGACCUAUCCCAACCGGUAUCCGACCAAUUGCAAGUCAGAUCACCUUCAUGCCAUAUGCAGGCUAUGGUGAAAAUAUAUGCCUUGCCACGUAUCAAGGCACAUUCUAUGCGUGGGGUUAAUUAUAAAUAAUUGAUUCACCGUCCACGGCUCACGGUAACUUUUGUUUAUUUUGAAGUUCAUACAGCUAAACACUGGCUACAGCUAUCUACGAUUGCCUUGGACAAAUCUAACAGGGUACUCUUUUGAUCUAUUAGAACUCCAAUCAAUACCAUUUCACCUCAUCCAUCCAUCCAUCCAUCCAUACAUACAUACAUACAUACAUUAGGUACAAAAGCCAAAAGCCUUUCAUCGUUGGGAUUAAGAGUGCCGCUACUUUACCCCC